AUGGAGGAGACUCCCUGGUUGGAAAUCGCCGGUGCUGUGGCAGUGGCUUUGUUGGACAUUUUCAAGGGGCCUCCUGAGGAAUCCACAGAUGCCACCGCUCCGGGCCUCAAGGAGAUUGGCAAGCCAGUAGCAGAAGCUUUGGCGAGCUGCUCCUUGCAGGAUAUUCGCAGUGGGGAGACUGUGGAAGCAUCGAAGCUGCUAACGACGCGCUCCGGCAUUUUUUUCCUCACUCACUGGGGAGAUUUCAACUCCUGGGAAGUUGCGCAGCAAGUCCGCACGGCGAUCCAGGCAAAGCGGCUUGAUGCGUCUUCUAUUUGCUUGGUUGGUAUUGGCUCCCAAAGCUCUGGUGCCAAAUUUGCCGAGAUGUUGGAGCUGCCUGCUGAUGUCAAAAUCUACACUGAUGCAAGGGCUAGCUGCUAUUCGGCGCUUUGCUUCAGCCGUGGCGCUUUGCCACAGUACUCAGAGCAACUGAAUCCAUAUCUUCGAGUUUUCCUUAUGCUUUUGGGAGUUGGGUCCCCAGGAACCAUUCGCACAGUGUUGGGUGGCUACAUUGGGGAUCGCUCCCGACCGAAUAGCGCUACUGCUUGGAUCGAUGACGCGUUGCGGCAGGGUGCCAAGAAGGGACGGUGGCCCACGGCAGUUCCUGACCUCUUAGGUGACUGGAAGAUGCUGGAGCUGGCUGAAGUGGGCAACGGCGUUUGGGACGAAGGCUUCGGCCAGGAAGGCCUCAGACCCUUCGAGUUGGCCACCAUCCGGCUACAGAGCCUUAGUCUAAAGAACACGGUACAGAGAAAUAAAACUAUACCAGCAUAG
Messenger RNA from Durusdinium trenchii, 813 nucleotides. The record is from the annotation of a GenBank genome assembly. NCBI's taxonomy places the organism in Eukaryota, Dinophyceae, Suessiales, Symbiodiniaceae.